Molecule: messenger RNA, 4326 nt
Organism: Scleropages formosus (Asian bonytongue)
Lineage: Eukaryota; Metazoa; Chordata; Actinopteri; Osteoglossiformes; Osteoglossidae
Product: mucin-2-like
Exons: 13
Coding region: 1-4326 (1441 amino acids)
Source: RefSeq, a predicted model, not a curated record
AUGAAAGAGGUGCGCGACCGGCUAGGGGUGCGGAAGAUGCACACCACACCUCUCCACCCACAGAGCGACAGUCUGGAGUCCACUGGCUGCACCCCUGCCCUGCUCAUGUUCAGGUGCGAGGUGAGAACGCCAGUGGACUUAGCUUUCGGCAGCACGCCGGAGCCCGAGUCAACAUCUGAUCCCCAAAACUUUGAGCUGGAACAGGCAGCCACUGGGGAGCUCUCCUUCAUAUUCCUCCUCUCCGGAUCCAGCGGCUGCCCCUCUCACCAGCUGGCCACAUCUCUCAGCACCUACCACAACAACCACUCCUCCCACUACUUCAACCAUUGCAUCGACAACAACAACUGCUCUUCCCACUACUACAACCCAAGCAUCUCCCCCAACGACUGCCUCUCCAACUACUACAACCCAAGCAUCUACCACAACAACUUCUCCUCCAACUACUACAACCGCACCUACCACAACCACUCCUCCCACAACUUCAACGGAAGCAUCGACAACAACAACUGCUCUUCCCACUACUACAACCGUAGCAUCGACCACAACUCCUGCCUCUCCAACUACUACAACCGCACCUACCACAACCACUUCUCCCACUACUUCAACCGAAGCAUCAACUGCAACAACUGCUCUUCCAACUACUACGACCCAACCAUCUCCCCCAACGACUGCCUCUCCAACUACUACAACCCAAGCAUCUACCACAACAACUUCUCCUCCAACUACUACAACCCCUCUCCAACUACUACAACCGUAGCAUCGACAACAACAACUGCUCUUCCCACUACUACAACCCAACCAUCUCCCACAACUACUACAGCCUCUCCAACUCCCACAACCGAAGCAACUUCCAGAACAACUGCUCUUCCAACUACUACAACCCAACCAUCUCCCACAACGACUCCCUCUCCAACUACCACAACCGAAGCAUCAACCACAACAACGACUCCUCUCACUACAGCAACUGAGGCACCUACCACAACCACUCCUCCCACUACUUCAACCGAAGCAUCAACCACAACAACUGCUCUUCCCACUACUACUACCGAGGCAACUUCCACAACAACGACUGCCUCUCCAACUACUACAACCGUAGCAUCGACAACAACAACUGCUCUUCCCACUACUACAACCCAACCAUCUCCCACAACUACUACAGCCUCUCCAACUCCUACAACCCAAGCAUCUUCCACAACAACUUCUCCUCCAACUACUACAACCGUAGUAUCAACAACUACUCCUCUCACUACAACAACUGAAGCACCUACCACAACAACCACUCCUCCCACUACUUCAACCGAAGCAUCAACCACAACAACUGCUCUUCCCACAACUACAACCCAACCAUCUCCCACAACUACUACAGCCUCUCCAACUCCUACAACCCAAGGAUCUAACACAACAAUUUCUCCUCCAACUACUACAACUGUUGCAUCGACAACUACUCCUCUCACUACAAGAACUGAGGCACCUACCACAACCACUCCUCCCACUACUUCAACCGAAGCAUCAACUGCAACAACUGCUCUUCCCACUACUACAACCCAAGCAUCUCCCACAACUCCUGCCUCUCCAACUCCUACAACCCAAGCAUCUACAACAACAAGCACUCCUCCCACUACUACAACCGUAGCAUCGACAACAACAACUGCUCUUCCCACUACUACAACCCAACCAUCUCCCACAACGACUCCCUCUCCAACUACCACAACUGAAGCAUCAACCACAACAACUACUCCUCUCACUACAGCAACUGAGGCACCUACCACAACCACUCCUCCCACUACUUCAACCGAAGCAUCAACCACAACAACUGCUCUUCCCACUACUACAACCGAGGCAACUUCCACAACAACGACUGCCUCUCCAACCAUCGACAACAAGAACUGCUCUUCCCACCACUACAACCAACCAUCUCCGACAACUACUACAGCCUCUCCAACUCCUACAACCCAAGCAUCUAUCACAACAACUUCUCCUCCAACUACUACAACUGUUGCAUCGACAACUACUCCUCUCACUACAGCAACUGAGGCACCUACCACAACCACUCCUCCCACUACUUCAACCGAAGCAUCAACUGCAACAACUGCUCUUCCCACUACUACUACCGAGGCAACUUCCACAACAACGACUGCCUCUCCAACUACUACAACCCAAGCAUCUAACACAACAAUUUCUCCUCCAACUACUACAACUGUUGCAUCGACAACUACUCCUCUCACUACAAGAACUGAGGCACCUACCACAACCACUCCUCCCACUACUUCAACCGAAGCAUCAACUGCAACAACUGCUCUUCCAACGACUACGACCCAACCAUCUCCCACAACGACUGCUUCUCCAACUACUACAACCCAAGCAUCUACCACAACAACCACUCCUCCGACUACUUCAACGGUAGCAUCGACAACAACAACUGCUCUUCCCACUACUUCAACCUUAGCAUCGACCACAACUCCUGCCUCUCCAACUACUACAACCGUAACAUCGACAACAACUGCUCUUCCCACUACUACAACCGAGGCAACUUCCACAACAGCGACUGCCUCUCCAACUACCACAACCGUAACAUCGACAACAACAACUGUUCCUCCCACUACUACAACCCAAGCAUCUCCCACAACUCCUGCCUCUCCAACUCCUACAACCCAAGCAUCUACAACAACAAGCACUCCUCCCACUACUACAACCGUAGCAUCGACAACAACAACUGCUCUUCCCACUACUACAACCCAACCAUCUCCCACAACUACUACAGCCUCUCCAACUCCUACAACCCAAGCAUCUAACACAACAAUUUCUCCUCCAACUACUACAACUGUUGCAUCGACAACUACUCCUCUCACUACAAGAACUGAGGCACCUACCACAACCACUCCUCCCACUACUUCAACCAAAGCAUCAACUGCAACAACUGCUCUUCCAACGACUACGACCCAACCAUCUCCCACAACGACUGCCUCUCCAACUACUACAACCCAAGCAUCUACCACAAGAACCACUCCUCCGACUACUUCAACGGUAGCAUCGACAACAAGAACUGCUCUUCCCACCACUACAACUCAACCAUCUCCGACAACUACUACAGCCUCUCCAGCUCCUACAACCCAAGCAUCUAUCACAACAACUUCUCCUCCAACUACUACAACUGUUGCAUCGACAACUACUCCUCUCACUACAACAACUGAGGCACCUACCACAACCACUCCUCCCACUACUUCAACGGAAGCAUCGACAACAACAACUGCUCUUCCCACUACUACUACCGAGCGUUGCAUCGACAAACACAACUGGUCAUCCCACUACUACAACCCAACCAUCUCCCACAACUAUUGUCUCUCCAACUACUACAACCGUAACAUCGACAACAACAACUGCUUUUCCCACUUCUACAACCCAACCGUCUCCCACAACUACUACAGCCUCUCCAACAUCUACCACAACAACGACUGCCUCCCCAACUACUUCAACUGUAGCAUCGACAACUACUCCUCCCACUACUUCAACCGAAACAAGAACCACAACAACUACUCCUCCCACUACUUCAACCGAAAGAACAACCAGAACAGCUUCUCCUCCCACUACGUCAACCAAAACAACAAGCACAACAACUUCCUCUCCGACGACCACAACCGAAACAACAAUCACAACUUCUCCUCCCACUACUUCAUCCGAAAAUACAAUCACAGCAACUAUUCCUCCCACUACUUCAAUCGAAACAACAACAACUACUCCUCCCACUACUUCAACCGAAAGAACAACCAGAACAGCUUCUCCUCCCACUACAACCACCACAACAACUAUUCCUCCCACUACUUCAACCGAAACGACAACAGCUUCUCCUCCCACUACGUCAACCAAAACAACAAGCACAACUUCCUCUCUGACGACCACAACCAAAACAACAGUCACAACAACUACUCCUCCCACUACUUCAACCGAAACAUCAACCACAAGAGCUUCUCCUCCCAGUACUUCAACCGAAACAACAAUCACAACUACUACUCCUCCCACUACUUCAGCCGAAAGAACAACCAGAACAGCUUCUCCUCCCACUACGUCAACCAAAACAACAAGCACAACAACUUCCUCUCCGACGACCACAACCGAAACAACAAUCACAACAACUUCUCCUCCUACUACUUCAACCGAAAGAACAACCACAACAGCUUCUCCUCCCACUACGUCAACCAAAACAACAAGCACAACAACUUCCACUCCGACGACCACAACCGAAACAACAAUCACAACAAAUACUCCUCCCACUACUUCUCUGGUGACUACCACAACAGCUGUCCCUUCCUCUACUAUGACUACUACUAA